Molecule: messenger RNA, 1837 nt
Organism: Limanda limanda (common dab)
Lineage: Eukaryota; Metazoa; Chordata; Actinopteri; Pleuronectiformes; Pleuronectidae
Exons: 6
Coding region: 201-938 (245 amino acids)
Molecular function (GO): peroxiredoxin activity
Source: RefSeq, a predicted model, not a curated record
CAAUGUCAACAGAGAUGUUUUAAUCAUAAAUCACUGGACUAGUUUCCCAGGAUGAUCAGCAUCUGAUCAUCAGUUUUUCCAAACUUACCUAACAGCCGCUUGCCUAAAAAGCAGUUCGGCGACAUUACAGGAACCAAAUAACUUUUGCUGUGAUCUGACCCUUCCAGGACUCCGUAACUGUGCAAGUUCCAGGCAGUGUCAUGGCGAGUAACCUCAUCUCCAAGGUGUUUCGUCCUCCUGUGUUCACACAGCUUGCGGCGGCGCUCCGGUCCCGGGGGAAUGUGGCUGCAGCUGCUGGAACCAGACUUCUGUCCAGUGACCCUCCUCCUCCGGAGAAGAUCAGCCGCUACCCAGUCCCCAACAAGAAAGACUUGCCUUAUGAUAUAGUGGAGCUCAUGGAGGAAGUUGAGUCCAAGGGAGGCUUUUUGCCAAAUGUCUUCAAAGUGCUCUCUCACAGGCCUGCAGAGUUCAGAGCUUUCUUCACCUACUACAAUGAACUAAUGAACAAGGAGACAGGCAGUUUAACCAAGGCAGAUCGUGAGCUGGUCGUAGUCGCAACCAGCAUCCACAACAAGUGUCUUUACUGUGUGGUGUCCCACAGUGCACUGCACCGCAUCUUCUCCAAGAAGCCCACUCUGUCUGAUCAGGUCAUUACUAACUAUGAGAACGCAGAUCUGGGACCGAGGGAGCGUGCCAUGCUGGACUUUGCAAUGGCCGUGUGUCGCAGCGACACCAUCACGGAGCAGCACCUCCAGUCUUUAGAGGAAGUAGGCUUUGACUGCGAGGAUGCCUGGGACAUCGCUGCCAUCGCUGCAUUCUUUGCCAUGUCCAACCGGCUCGCCCACCUCACCGACAUGAGGCCGAACCCAGAGUUUUACAACAUGGGCCGUGUUCCCAAGGACAAGAGCAAGGAGAAGGCAGGCGGGGAGCGCAAGUGAAAAGUGACACAAACAAUAGUCCUGCCCAAUGCUUGUGUUUGUGAGUGUGAGUGUGAAGGAGAGAAAGAGAUGGGCCUGUCUAUAACUCCAGGACUCUGUUACAUGCAUAUCGCUCUUGUCUACAAAUAAUAUACGUGUUCAAUUGAUUACGUGAAAGCGACAAUUUGAUUUUGUGAGUUUGUUUAUUUACUUUGACAUUUAGAAUUUUUGGUGUAAGUUUUUUAUUUGACACUUGCCGUGGUGGUGGUGGAGGAGGGGGGCGGGGAUUGAAAUAUUUUUGCAGUUGUAUGUUUGCAGUGUAAUUAUAAAGUUCACAAUAGCAUCAGUUGUCUUUUAACUCUAUUAAAUAAGAUCUUUUCGUAUAUAUUAUAUUUUAAUCUACAUGAUAAAUAGCUUAAAUUCAGUCCCAAGGCAACUCUUUAUCUUCUUGUUUAUGAAAUCAAAUGAAAGAACCUUGGUCACCAUGUGUUGCCGAAUGAUGUGUUCAAAACAUUAUUCACCAGCUCAAAACCAUUUUUUCUGCUUAAUUACAUUUUCUAGAUUUUUACGCUGCUUUUUCUGACUCCAACACUAAACUCUCACAAGUAUACAAAAUUUUCUUUCAUCUGGACCACAGUGCUGGCCCAGUAACACACCACCAGAUGGCACCAUACACAUGUACAUAUUGAAAUUUGUUAAAUUACACCAGCAGAACUGAAGGGCCUUAACUUAAUCUUCACUUAAUCAUCAUUUCAAAUAGAUUGUUUGAUAUUUUAUAAAUCCAGAUCAUUAUCCGUAUCUGUACGAAAAAAGAUAAAGAUCUCUGCAUUAUUUCUUGAGAAAUUCACAAAAAUAUAAAAACUAAGCCCUAGCUUGUAACCCUAAAAAUGUAUACAAACUUAACCACUCAAAUACAUAAA